UGACAUUAUUUUUUAUUGGCUAUUAUAUGCAUGCGGCUUCAAUCAAACGUCCACUUGGAACGUCCGCUUGUAGACUUCUAGUUGUUGUACACUUGUAUUUAUUAUUUAACCUUUUGUUCAUAUUUAUCUCUUCCUAGUAUUACGUACAAGUAGCGGCUUAGACUAGGAAGUUGGUUGUGUUAUUUUGUAUUUAAAUAGCACAGGUACGUCCAAUGUAAAGUAAGUCAUUGACGACUCAAUACAUUCUCAGUUCAUAUAUCUGCGUAAGGUUUUGUUCAUGGUAUCAGAGCAGUGAUUAAGAUCCUGCAAAUCGACCCAGCAAUACACGACGAUGGCCAACGACUCAAACAGCAACGACAACCAAACGACCAACGACGGCGGACGAAGGAAGAUCAAUGAUAUUUCUUCCCCGUACUACCUGUCAAGCGCUGAUUUCCCAGGGAUAAAUAUCUGUGGGAUGGUGCUGAAGGGCGAAACGAACUACCGCGAGUGGUCUACUGCCAUGAAGAAUGCUCUGCGGGCGAAACAGAAGGUGGGAUUCAUUGACGGCAGCAUCCCGCAGCCAUCGGCAAGCAUUGCAGAUUCGGAAGAUUGGGUGAUUGUGAAUGCCAUGAUUGUUGGAUGGCUCAUGACAGCCACUGAUCUAUUGCUCAGGUCAAAUCUGACCUAUAUGGAGAGUGCUUUGGCUUUCUGGGAUGAUCUCAAAUCCCGAUUCUCUGUGGGUGAUCCAAUGCGUAUAUACGAGUUGAAGGAAGGAAUUCGGAAGUGCAGGCAGAAGGGACAAUCUGUCACGACAUAUUUCGGGGAACUCAAAUCACUUUGGGAUGAUUAUGAUGGACUCAGGAUCAUGCCGCAGUGUAAGUGCGGUGGGUGUACGUGCGAUCUCAAUAAGCAAUUUCUCAAGCUUAUUGAAAUCGAGAAAACCCACGAGUUCCUACUCGGUCUUGAUCAUGAGGGGUUCGGAGUGUUGCGAUCCAACAUCUUGAGUCAGGAUGAACUGCCGGCAAUGACCAAAGUUUACCAAGUUGUUAUUCAGGAAGAAAGGCAUCGAAACUUGAUGAAAGGCAGAGAAGAACAAACUGAAGUUAUGGCCUUUGCUGCAAGGACUGGAGACGGACGAGAUGAAAAGCUCAAGUGCACGUUCUGCCACAAAACUGGACACGAGGUGGAGAAUUGCUUCAAGAAAAGCGGGCGAUACCCGGAGUGGUGGUAUGACAAUCCCGGACGAGGAAGAGGUAGCAGUCGGGGCAGAGAACGGAGCAGCUCCGGACGUGGCCGUGGGAAGGCAGUUGCUCAUGCAGUGAUAGGAGAAGCACGUGAAGAGAAAUCUGGAGAUGGUGCCCUGCAGAAUAAGGUGACGGGUCUCACAGACGAACAGUGGAAGGUACUGUUGCAGCUUGUUGAAAAGAGUGAGGGUGCAUCCUCAGGAGAUAAACUUUCAGGGCCUACCUUCGAGGACGCCGAUUGGAGUGGCUAAACGGAAAGGAGGAGUUUAUUAUUUUCACUGUCUGGACCGAAUUCAAGCUCAUUCAAUCAAGGCAGCUCAUUCAGGUGAUCUGUGGCAUUCAAGAUUAGGGCAUCCGUCCAAGACAGUUUUGCGUCUAGUUAAUGAUUUGAAUAAAUCGUUGUUUCAAGUUGAUUUGAAUAAUGUUUGUGAUGCAUGUUUACGUGGAAAGCAAACUCGUGAUUCUUUUAAUAAUAAUUUGGCUAGAGCUGUUGAACCAUUUGAGUUGAUUCAUUGUGAUAUCUGGGGGCCGUAUAGAACACCUGCCACGUGUGGUGCACGUUAUUUUUUAACAAUAGUGGACGAUUACUCACGUGCCGUAUGGGUGCAUUUGAUUUGUGAUAAAGGGGAAGUACGAACUGUAUUGAAAUAUUUUCUUGCUAUGGCUCGAAGACAAUUUAACAAACCAGUGAAAAUUGUUAGGAGUGACAAUGGGUUGGAAUUUACAAGUUUGAAAGAAUAUUUUUUGGAGCAAGGAAUAAUAUUUCAGACCUCUUGUAUAUAUACUCCUCAACAAAAUGGAAGGGUAGAAAGGAAACAUAGGCAUAUACUUGACAUGGCACGCACCCUACGCUUUCAUGCACACUUGCCGAUUGCUUUUUGGGGGGAAUGUGUUUUAGCGGCCAGUUACCUCAUUAAUAGAUUGCCUUCUCCAAUUUUGGAUAACAAGAGUCCAUAUGAAAUAUUAUAUCAUAAACCGCCAAAUUAUGAACGAUUGCGUGUGUUUGGAUGUUUGUGCUAUGCACAUAACAAGGAUCGUAAUGGUGAUAAAUUUGCUCCACGUGGUAUUAAAUGUGUUUUCUUGGGAUAUGCAUAUAAUCAAAAGGGGUGGAAGGUAUUUGAUUUGGAAAAACAACGACAUUUUAUUUCUCGUGAUGUACGCUUUGUUGAAUCACAUUUUCCAUACCAAAGUAAUGUCACGGAUAGUGGGGCAUCACUGGACAAACAAGAUAAGGACGUGGCAGCAUCCUGGGUGCGGUUAACUCACCUGGCAGAUCCAGAAGAUAAUGCUAGGAUGGGGAGCACCAUUGAGGAAGCACGUGGUGAUGACUCUUGGAUGGGG
Messenger RNA from Cuscuta epithymum, 2567 nucleotides. The record is from the annotation of a GenBank genome assembly. Lineage: Eukaryota; Viridiplantae; Streptophyta; Magnoliopsida; Solanales; Convolvulaceae.